Molecule: messenger RNA, 717 nt
Organism: Rhipicephalus sanguineus (brown dog tick)
Lineage: Eukaryota; Metazoa; Arthropoda; Arachnida; Ixodida; Ixodidae
Product: peptidoglycan-recognition protein SC1a
Exons: 4
Coding region: 57-683 (208 amino acids)
Biological process (GO): innate immune response; peptidoglycan catabolic process
Molecular function (GO): N-acetylmuramoyl-L-alanine amidase activity; peptidoglycan binding; zinc ion binding
Source: RefSeq, a predicted model, not a curated record
ACCCAAUACCCGUCGUCCAACCGCGACGACUGAGGAGGCUUCACGUCGAGGAGCCCAUGAGGAGAGCCUAUACCAUGGGGCGAUCACUCGCGGCAGAAGCCCUGGUCACGAUCCUGCUGCUCGCGGGCAUCCUUGGUGAAACCGGUGCCCUGCGGUGUCCGGGCGUCACCAUAGUGUCCCGCAAGGAUUGGGGAGCACGGCGUCCGAGAUUACAGGUGGCCAUGAGGAAUCCUCGGGCGCAAUACGUCUUCAUACACCACACCACAGGACCCCAGUGCAAGGACAAGAGUAGUUGUAGCAGACUCAUACGAAGUCACCAGAACCACCAUAUGAAUGCCAACCGCUGGCCAGACAUAGGCUACAACUUCCUCGUGGGAGGUGACGGCCGCAUCUACGAGGGCCGCGGCUUCGGACGUGAGGGAGCCCAUACUCGGGGUUACAAUCAAAUCGGCAUCGCCAUCUCCUUCUUGGAAGACUUCAAACGGGCCAUACCAAGCCUUAGGAUGCGAUGGGCGGUCAAGAGGCUGAUCGCCUGCGGCGUCAGACAGGGUAAGAUCGACAAAAGAUACACCCUGCGCGGUCACCGCGACGCCAACUGUACCAGCUGCCCAGGCAACUUGCUCUACGCUAUCAUCAAGAAAUGGGCUCACUUCAAGGGCAGGCUUAAGAGGUUCUUCUGCUAGCGGCCAAAGAUCCACAAGAUAACAAUAAAUCUGU